This is a messenger RNA of Mercenaria mercenaria, 2087 nucleotides long. Its product is annotated as tubulin beta chain-like. The transcript is spliced from 4 exons. Lineage: Eukaryota; Metazoa; Mollusca; Bivalvia; Venerida; Veneridae. Gene Ontology annotation, cellular component: microtubule; cytoplasm. Gene Ontology annotation, molecular function: structural constituent of cytoskeleton; GTPase activity; GTP binding. The record is from RefSeq and is a predicted model, not a curated record. Gene Ontology annotation, biological process: mitotic cell cycle; microtubule cytoskeleton organization. The coding region runs from base 105 to 1448 and encodes 447 amino acids.
UGCGCACGCAGAGCGAAUAUAAAACUAACCCAGUAAUUGAUCCGUAGCCAGUUUAGUUAGUUAAUACGCGGGGUGCGGACUUGGAAAAGCGAGCAGACGGGAAAAUGAGAGAAAUUGUUCACAUUCAGGCUGGUCAAUGUGGAAACCAGAUUGGUGCUAAGUUCUGGGAGGUAAUUUCCGAUGAACAUGGUAUAGACCCCACAGGCACUUACCACGGAGACUCAGACCUACAACUCGAAAGAAUUAAUGUAUAUUUCAAUGAAGCAACAGGUGGCAAAUAUGUUCCGCGAGCGGUGCUCCUUGAUCUCGAACCCGGUACCAUGGACUCUGUCCGAUCGGGACCAUUCGGCCAGCUUUUCCGGCCAGACAACUUUGUGUUCGGUCAGAGCGGUGCUGGUAACAACUGGGCCAAGGGUCACUACACAGAAGGUGCUGAGCUCGUAGAUUCCGUGCUGGAUGUGGUCAGGAAAGAGGCAGAGAACUGUGACUGUCUUCAGGGAUUCCAACUUACACACUCCCUGGGUGGAGGUACUGGGUCUGGUAUGGGAACACUGCUGAUCAGCAAAAUCCGGGAAGAGUACCCCGACCGAAUCAUGAACACAUUCUCCGUCGUGCCAUCUCCAAAAGUAUCCGACACGGUUGUUGAACCAUACAAUGCCACCCUCUCAGUCCACCAGCUUGUUGAAAACACAGAUGAAACCUACUGUAUCGACAAUGAAGCGCUGUACGAUAUCUGCUUCAGAACCCUUAAACUCACAACCCCCACCUACGGGGAUCUUAAUCAUCUUGUCUCCGCAACAAUGUCUGGUAUCACCACCUCUCUCCGAUUUCCGGGACAGUUGAACGCAGAUCUGCGUAAACUCGCCGUUAACAUGGUACCUUUCCCACGUCUCCAUUUCUUCAUGCCAGGGUUCGCUCCCCUGACUUCACGUGGUAGCCAGCAAUACAGAGCUCUCACUGUCCCAGAACUCACCCAGCAAAUGUUCGAUUCAAAGAACAUGAUGGCUGCUUGUGACCCACGUCACGGACGUUACCUUACCGUCGCCGCCAUGUUCCGUGGGCGUAUGUCCAUGAAGGAAGUCGACGAACAGAUGUUGAACGUUCAGAACAAGAACAGCAGCUACUUCGUCGAAUGGAUCCCCAACAACGUCAAGACCGCCGUCUGUGAUAUCCCGCCACGUGGUCUCAAGAUGUCCGCAACCUUCAUUGGUAACAGCACCGCCAUCCAGGAACUCUUCAAACGCAUCUCCGAACAGUUCACCGCUAUGUUCCGGCGUAAGGCUUUCUUGCAUUGGUACACUGGCGAGGGUAUGGACGAGAUGGAGUUCACAGAAGCCGAGUCCAACAUGAACGAUUUGGUAUCGGAGUACCAGCAGUACCAGGAAGCUACCGCCGACGAUCAAGAUGAAUUCGACGAAGAGGAAGAUGAUGAAGGCGAGGAGGCUUAAAUUAAGUUUCGCAAUUGAACACCUUUGCAAAUAUAUCAAAAUCUUCUUCUGAUUUAAUAUGUUCCGUUUUAGGAGUCUGCUUUCAAGCAAGUUUUUGGAAUAUUUCCUGUGUUUUGAGUUCUCAUAUAUCUAUUGAAGUAUUAGUAAGAAAUUUUGUAAUAUGAACUGACCCCCCCCCCCCCCCCCCCACAAAAAAAAAAAAAAGAAAAGUUUUUUUUAUAAAGAUUACCAACACAGUUCCUUCGGAAAAUAAACAUUUAUACGUUUGAGACAUUCUUCUAUUAGUAAAAAUCAAUAGAAAUAGUUUAGAACUGGACAGAACAUUUCCAGUAGAGAAAAGAAAAAUGUAGAAUUAUUCAGAUAUAAACGCAUAUAAAACUUUGUGAUUUAUUUACUCCACAGGUAUCUGACUAACUUUGAACUUUGAUGUUGUGGCUUUUUGAUACAUUUGUUUUACAUACACCAAGUGACUUAUUGUAGGCAAAAUUAUUUUAUUAUUUUGCUUGAAUUAUUUGCCAUGUGCUUUAAAGACUUUUGUCUUCUAAACCUAUUGACAUGUUUUGUUUGCUCUCUUGUGAUAAUUUGGUCGGACCAUUGCUAUCUUUUUGGAUAAACUGCAAUUAAACGUCAGGAAACAUU